AACAUGCCUCCGAAUAUAUUCAAGAUGAGAUUAUACUAAAGUCAGAAAUCUCGUAAAGUGGUCAGUGUCAUAUCCAACGAGAGACUCAAAACAAGUUUGGGGUCACGAAUUAUCAAGAAUAAUUAAUUAACAUUAGUUUAGUAUUCAUUAUUAUCGUACAAAAUGUUGCUGUUUUUAAUUAUAGGACUAUGCCUGACACAUGUAGCUCAAACCGAUCCUGCAACAAAAUAUAUGCCAUUAGAUACGGAUGUUUAUUAUCCAAGCAUAAACUGGUCAAGUACAUUUGACUGGAAAUUACUAAAAGAAUAUGCACCUUUCAACCCAAACCUAUUAAUAUCCCCGAUUAGUUUAAAAUUAAUUUUAUCCCUGCUCUAUCAAGGAUCAGCAGGAAUAACUAAGAGAGAAUUCGAAACUGUUCUUGAAUUCGAAAACCAACUGAGCGAGAGAGAAGAAGUUAGGGAUGUACUCACGAAAUUACAGAUCAUGGAAUCUCCGGAUUAUUUUCUAAAUUUAGGAACUAGAGUAUUUUUAGAUAGUGGCAUAGUACCUCAACAGAAAUUCGCCAGCAUCGCCAAAGAUUAUUAUAGGAGUGAUAUUGCUUUAACAAAUUUUUGUAAUACCGAAGAAGCUGGAUACAGUAUUAAUUCGUGGGCUGAAAAACUGACGAAUGGAAGGAUUAGCAAGCUUGUAAAUCCAGCCGACCUUGAGGAUGCCAUAAUGGUGAUAGCGAACGCGGUGUACUUCAAAGGAUCGUGGAGGUAUCCGUUUUCCAACAAAACCGUUCAAGAUAAAUUCUACGUCCCGAACGGCGACAAUUUCUUUGCUAUUACAGCCAGUUUUAUGUCUACUGAAGACAAAUUUUAUAUCCACGAUUCGCCCAAGUUAGACGCUAAAAUAUUGAGGCUGCCUUACAAAGGAGGAAGAUACUCCAUGUUUAUAGUAUUACCCAAUUCCAAAGGUGGUUUGAAUUCCCUGAUAAGACAAAUUCAUCUAGGUAAUUUGAAAAAUAUGUUAUAUAUGAUGGACAAGCGACCAGUUCAAGUAAAAAUUCCAAAAUUCAAGUUUGACUUUCAGGCCAGGUUUAGCAAAACUUUACAAGAGUUUGGUCUGCUGCAAAUGUUCCAAAACACUGCCAGUUUUCCAGGAAUCGCCAGAGGAAAUAGCACCAUUUUGAGGAAAUUACUAGUAUCCGAUAUUGUGCAGAAAUCCGGUAUCGAAGUCAAUGAGUAUGGAAGCAUCGUUUAUGCCGCCUCAGAAUUGACCAUUGGCAACAAAUUUGGAGAACAAAUAACGACAUUCGAAGCUACGCAUCCGUUCAUGUUCUUCAUAGAAGAAGAAAUUAACGGCAUAGUGUUGUUUGUUGGAAAAGUUGAAAAUCCUUUAGGUGGGGAAGUGUUACCUCUUGAACCGAAACCAGUUUAUUAAAGACUUUAAAGUAGUAACAUGGGCAGUACUUUUUAAUAAUGUGUAAUUCAUAAUAAAAUUAUUUAAUUUUUAUUUUUCUUUAUUACUAGGAACACGGAGAGAUUUU
Messenger RNA from Psylliodes chrysocephalus, 1531 nucleotides. Lineage: Eukaryota; Metazoa; Arthropoda; Insecta; Coleoptera; Chrysomelidae. The record is from the annotation of a GenBank genome assembly.